CUAAAUUUUAAUUCACCAUGGCUGCGUGCAGGAAUAUUCGACUCAUUAAAAAAUGUUAUGUUUACAUACAGAAAGGCAUUUCGACGAUUGGGCUGAACUGUUAAUAGUUGAUACCGCGAUAUUUAAAACUUGGAUGAUACACUUAACCCCAUAUAUUUGUGGUUAUAUUUAUGAAUUAUUUUACUAUUUCAUCAAUAAUUUCUAAAGUAUCAUUAGUAUUCUGCUUUUCAACGUAAUAAUCUGUAAUACCACAUAUUCCAUGAACACUGCCAGAAAACAGAACUUUUGUGUACUUGCACUAGGUCAAAUACAUCUUUUCAGGUUAUAAUAGUCUGUCAAUAACAUGCUGAAGAAAUUACGCGAUCUUAUUUCACGAUUGAAAAAAUGGCGACAGUUGAUCAAACCGUUUGCAUUUAGCUCAAAACAAGCGGAAACGUGCAGACAAAUAAUAUCUAACGUUUACCCAACAUUGCAAAGUACCGAACGCAGGCAGUAUUUCAAAAAUAUGGAAAACAAGCGGCCUCAGUUUGGCAGUAGAUUUUUAACUGAAGGAAAAGAUGUUUUCCAACACAAUGCAUGGGAUAAUGUAGAAUGGGAUGAAAAUCAGGAAAAAGAAGCUGUUGCUAAAGUAACAGCAAAUAGCGGAGUUAAAUUUUCAGAAGAAGAUAUAAAUAGAUAUGAAAUAGAGGCCAACUCCUCUUGGGAUUCAUUUUAUGAUAUCCAUGAAAAUAAGUUCUUUAAGGACAGACAUUGGUUGUUUACUGAAUUUCCAGAAUUAACCAAUGAGAGGGAUGAAGGAUUAUCCAUUUUUGAAGUAGGCUGUGGUGUAGGCAACACCAUUUUUCCAAUUUUGCAGUAUAGUACCAACAAAAAUUUGAAAGUAUAUGGUUGUGAUUUUUCUUCAAAAGCUAUCAAUAUUGUAACUAAUUCUGCUGUUUUUGACAAAGACAGGUGUUGUGUUUUUACCUUGGAUAUUACAAAUGAUGAAUGGCGUGUACCUUUCGAAAAAAACAGUCAAGAUAUUAUUGUUAUGAUAUUUGUUCUAUCAGCAAUAUCCCCUGAUAAAUUUCAAAAAGUUGUGAAAAAUAUAUAUAUUUAUCUAAAGCCGGGAGGGUUGUUACUAUUUAGAGAUUAUGGGAGAUAUGAUAUGGCCCAGUUGAGAUUUAAACCAGGAAGAUCAUUGGGAAAAAACUUUUAUGCAAGAGGGGAUGGUACUCGAGUAUACUUUUUUACUCAAGAGGAAAUAAAAAAGUUAAUGGAAGAAACAGGGUUUGAAGAAGAGGAAAAUAGAGCAGACAAAAGGUUACAAGUCAAUAGAGGCAAACUUUUAAAAAUGUACAGGAUUUGGAUACAAGCUAAAUAUAGGAAGCCGAGAUGACCAAGGGGUAUCUUUUAUAUUGAUUGAAGUAAAGAGAACUAUAUUAAUACAAUUACAAUAUUAAUUUUAUUUGUAAAGUGAAAGUUGGGUAGUUUUAAGGAUUAAUUGUCUAAUAUUAAUAUUGAACACAAAUAAAUAACGCUUGUGAACUUCG
Molecule: messenger RNA, 1532 nt
Organism: Cylas formicarius (sweet potato weevil)
Lineage: Eukaryota; Metazoa; Arthropoda; Insecta; Coleoptera; Brentidae
Product: tRNA N(3)-methylcytidine methyltransferase Mettl2
Exons: 4
Coding region: 344-1378 (344 amino acids)
Molecular function (GO): tRNA (cytidine-N3)-methyltransferase activity
Source: RefSeq, a predicted model, not a curated record